GUGAUAAUCCUUGCGAAUGUCAGUUUGGGUGUAACAGGCAGAAUGAGUGAACUUAAGGUUUUGACUCGAGAGCAAAAGCAAUGUUACAAUGAAAAUGGAUUUAUUAAGCUGUCCAAUAUAUUCUCUAAGAACGAAGUGGACGAAAUAUCAGAUGCCUACAAUGAACUGUUCGAACGUAAGCAUAAAGAAAACUUGGAAGGUCUGGAAUCUGCAUGGAAGGGCGACGAUAUGAAAAAAGAAGCAAACUAUACUCCUUACACGGUGAAGUCUAUUCACGGGCUGCAGAUGCAUAGUGCAGUUUUUACCCGGCUUAUAACACACCCAAAAUUACUGGACGCUCUUGAGGACAUUAUGGACACGAAGGACAUUUUAUUACAUCAUACCAAAGCUCAUAUCAAGCCGCCCGAAAAGGGCGCUCCUUAUUUGAUGCACCAAGAUUACCAUUAUUUCCCGUUCAAAAAGCAUUCGAUGCUGGCCGUGUUCCUGCACCUGGACGACACAACUCCCGAAAACGGUGGCCUGGCUGUAUAUCCUGGAAGUCACAAAUUGGGCCCUCUGCAGGAUCACGGAUUGUCGGAUGAAAAAGGUGAACGAUACCACUAUGCAGACCCGAAGAAAUAUCCUCUUUCCGGAGCGACUCCAGUCAGCGCAAAGAGAGGAGAAAUUCUCGUAUUUUCGUAUUUACUGCUCCAUGGAUCCUACUUAAAUUUGUCAGCAAGAAGCCGCCGUAUGUUCCUGGCGCAAAUAAGAGCUGCCGACGAUGAGCCACUCGAAGAUGUGCAUAAAUCUCCGUGCCAAAAUUUAGUUCUUCGCGGAACAAAUAUUUAUCGGGAAGCGACCAUGGCCACUAGAUUUGCACAUUGAUUCAUUAUUUCUGUGCACGUUUGUCCUCAUUUUUACUUUUCUCCGUAUCCUACAUCACCUACAGAUGAGGCAAUAUUCGAAAAACUGAAUCGAAACGCAAAAUAUAUUGGAAUGCGUGCUAAUUACUAUAUGGAAGCGGAAUUAUUCCAACGGGCAGAAUUUUGAAGUUGGAUGCCAAACCAUAGAGGAAUCGUGACCUAAAUAUAUUAAUUCCGUAUCCGAGUAGUUGGGUAUACAUAUUUGAUAAGGAAAGAAAAUUUGCUGGAGCAUGUUCAGAUUUUUGGGCGAUAGGAUCGGGAGUCCUCCGUCGCGAGUAAGAAUAAAUAAAAUUGAAAAAAAAUGCCACGAGAGGGCUUGGGUACCUUGGAAUUAGAAUUAGAAUCAGUGGCGCAAAGCACAGGCCUGGCUCGGUCACCCGAAGUCCCCAAGUCCCUUUUAAAUCCUAUACUUGGGGGCUCGUCCGGGUAGAGUUAGGAGUCCAUUCACCCGAAGUCAGUGGCAAAGAGAGAGAAAUAUUUAGAUUUCCGAUCGAUACCUAAAUCAUACCAAUCUACGUUAAGUUACUAAACUAGCAUAGUAAUUGCCGUAACCGUCUCUAAGGAAGUAUCGCUAGAAAACCCCAUGUGUCCUCGAGUUACCAUACGAUGUAGGAACGAUGUAGGAACGAUACAGGAGUGCCAGAAGUUUAAGAAAUUACGAUCAUACAUUUUUCUCUCUAUAGUAUAUAAUAAAUAACAAUAAAGAAAUAGAUAAUCCUUAUCGGGAUGAACACCUUGUUCAUUUAACGUCAACAGAAACUCCAUUAUAUCAUUUGUGACAUUUCGUUGUUUUCUAUAAUUAUUAAGGUUAUAUUUGAGAUACGCUUUUAGACAUUUUAUUUCAUUUAUAAAGUCUUAGAGAUAUUUAAUUAUGAAUACUACAGACAGAGAUGUGCAAGUAUCGAUUCAUGCCGAAGACGACAUGCAGGAAAAUCUAGAAACAUUUCGUGAUAUAGACGAUACCAACAGCAAAACCAGUAUGUUAACACUUGUAAGAAAUUAAUCAAAUAAUGAUGAAGGUGGUACUGUUAUAAUAUCUCUCCGUAGAGAUUUUGGAAGCUUGAUGGCUUCGCAAUAACUUCACUCGGUUAACCAGAUUGUUAUUGUUUUAAUGUAAAUAAAAAAUAUUUAGUUCCUA
This is a messenger RNA of Orussus abietinus, 2040 nucleotides long. RefSeq names its product probable alpha-ketoglutarate-dependent hypophosphite dioxygenase. Gene Ontology annotation, molecular function: phytanoyl-CoA dioxygenase activity. NCBI's taxonomy places the organism in Eukaryota, Metazoa, Arthropoda, Insecta, Hymenoptera, Orussidae. The transcript has 2 exons. The record is from RefSeq and is a predicted model, not a curated record. Bases 43 to 864 code for a protein of 273 amino acids. Gene Ontology annotation, biological process: fatty acid alpha-oxidation.